Molecule: messenger RNA, 672 nt
Organism: Cherax quadricarinatus
Lineage: Eukaryota; Metazoa; Arthropoda; Malacostraca; Decapoda; Parastacidae
Source: RefSeq, a predicted model, not a curated record
CGUCACACACACAACGUUUCCCUCUACGUAGAGCAUCACACGCUGUUUCGAGCCUGUGGCUCACUUUCCACAGCUCCGACGUGUCAGAGGUGACGACAAAGGUGAUGGUCCAGGAAGAGAGCUCCCUGGGUCAGCGAGAGCGCGUUGAGCGCCUGGUGGGUCGCCUCAUACACGCCCUCCACGCCUCCACCCACCGCACCUACGCCCACGCUACCACCCUCCGCGCCCACAUACUCCCUCUCACCAAUGUUGCACUCAACAAGGACGCCACUCUGAGUCAGGUGGUGUCGGGGGCGUGGGACAGCUGUGGGCGGCAGCUGGUGACAGGUGGGGUGGACAAGACCGCUAAUGUGCUCCACCUGCCCACCCUCACUCAUACACUCCAGCUGGAUGACCAUGGAGGAGAGGUCACCAAGGUGGCCUUCAACGCAGCUGGGACGCGAGUCAUCACUGCUGGUGAGGACGGUUACCUGAGGCUGUGGGACGCUCACGAUGGACGCUGUGUUCAGGAGGAGCGAGGCCAUGACGAAGAGAUCUUCUCCCUGCAGUGAGUUACACUGGUGACGUCUUAGUGACGGGCAGCCGCGACAACACCUGCGUCAUCUGGCGUCACGCCCACCGUCACGACCCACCAGAGAAGUAAAAAACCCACCUGCGUCACCUGUGACGCAA